GUACGCACUUGGCUGUUUUGACGUUUACUGACCGGAAGUUGGUUUCACGUGACGAGGCAUCCUGUUCGAAGACGCCAUUCGUGUUGAUGUUUGCCUUGUGCUCCAUUUAACUGCUUUCGUUGUUUGUUGCUGCUUCUUGUUAUUUCGUUGCUGCUGUUCCGUUUUGUUAUUGUUUCUUGUUAUUGUUUAGUUUGUUUUGGUAAACAUGAGUGAUUCCCACGAAACGCUCUAUAAGUGUGAGGAAAGCAGUCCAGAGUUUAAAAUGCGAAAGAACCUCUACGCCCAUAUGAGGAAAGUUCAUGAACUUGACAUCCUUGUGUCUAAAAAAGGAAAAGGCAGUGAAUUGUGUCCCUUGUGCGGAAUUGCAUUUAUGAGAUGCAGUUCAUUAGAACGGCAUCAAAUAACUGUGCAUGGCAUGAAGUCGGAGAAAAACAGUCGGAAAUGCCGCAUUAGUUGCCCACAGUACUCUCUCUCGUUUCUCACCUAUGACACACUGAGAACACAUAUUCAACAGAACCAUGGUGUUAGUUUUGAAUGCCAGGAGAUAGAAUUUGGUUGUCUUGCAGUUCUAAAGGAACAGGUGCCAGGUGUGUCAAAAGUAUGGGCGCGAAUAAAAUAGGCAGUACUUGUCCAUCCAACAUGCAAGUGAUAAUAACAGACGACAAAUGCUGCUUAAAAUUUUUUCCAAAACAUAUGGGACACACCCAAGAUGUUGGAAGAACAUUUCUGCAUAGGAACGAGAGGGCAGAGUUGGCAGGACGGCUGUCACAGGGUGUUCCUGUUGGACGAGUUCUGCAAGAUGUGAGAAGUGCACCAAUCGCUGCAAGUGUGGAGAGAAUCCAUCUCCUUGAGGAAAAAGAUUUGCAUAAUAUAAAAAGGGAUUUUGAUAUUGGUUAUGCAACGAAGAAGCAUGAAAAUGAUGCAGUGAGUGUGAAAUUGUGGGUUGAAGAAAUGAAGAGAUAGAGUGACAACCCAGUACUGUAUUUCAAGCAGCAAAAACAAGUGGAUCCUAAUUUUCAAGUUAAAGACUUCAUUCUUAUUAUAAUGACAGACUUUCAGGCUGAACAACUUCUAAAGUAUGGAGAAGAUAAAAUAUGUGUGGAUGGCACUCAUGGCAUGACUGCAUACGAUUUUCAACUUUUUUCUAUUGUCGUUGUUCAUAGAUAUGGUGCUGGAAUGCCAGUUGCAUUUUGUUUUUCAAAUAGGGGAGACAUGUGCUUACUGUCUUUUUAUUUCAAAUGUGUGAGAGAAAGGGUGGGCAUUGUUAAGACCAAUGUGUUUAUGUCUGACGAUGCACCAGCAUUUUAUAAUGCAUGGUAAGCAGUAAUGGGACCUGUGCCAAACCAGUUGCUGUGUUCUUGGCAUAUACAACGGAACUGGUCUCAGAAUUUAAGGAGAAUUGCUGGGGGUAGUGAGAAAAAAUCAGCAGUGUUUAGUUCACUAAAGCAACUUCAGACUGAACUGGAUAUAGAUGUUUUUAGUUGUAGUCUGGAGAAAGUGGUGGAAGACUUAUUGAAUGAUCCAGAUACUGCAGAAUUUGGCAGGUACUUUGUUAAGAUGUACUGCCAGCGAGUGGAAAAUUGGGCGUAUUGCUUUAGGCACCGAUUGGGCAUUAAUACAAACAAUUACUUGGAGUCCCUACAUAAAGUAGUCAAAUACAGUUACCUAGAAGGGAAAAAGUGCAGAAGGCUGGACAAGUCAUUAAACGCUUUGUUAUGUUUAGUGAGAGACAAAGUAUAUGAGGGCUUAGUGAAGCUCUCAAAACGUAAACAAUGCUCUAGGGCAUCAAGAGUGAAAGCAAACUACAACGAUAGCUCAGAUAUAACAAAUGGGAUGAUUUUAUGCAGGGGUGAAGGGUUGUGGGAAGUGCUUUCUUCCACUGGUUGUGAAGUGUAUGUUGUCGUAAAAAAUUCAGAACUGAUAUGCGAAAGAAAAUGUUCACUUAAGUGUAACAUCUGCAACAUAUGUGUGCAUUCGUAUAAAUGCAGUUGUUUAGACAACAUUUUAAAUUUUAACAUAUGUAAGCAUAUACAUGCAUGUACCAAAUCAUUGUCUGGUGCUGUCCAGGAGAGUGAACAGUGUUCCUUGCCCUCUAGUGCAGACAAUGAAUAUGUGUCAGAAUUGCUUUCUGGCAAUUCAGAAAAAUCUGCUGAAACAUUUGAACAGGAUGUGAUGUCUCACUGUGAAACUAUAGUUGCACUCAGCAAAGGAACACAGUGUGGACAGGAGACUAAGGCCAAAGUAUUGAAGGAUCUGAAGCUGAUCAUUGGCAAUCUUAAUAAAGAUUUUUCUUUCUCACAAGAAAAUACAGUAAAUGUCAAUGCCAAGAUUGAAUCUCAGGCUAGAUUUUUUUCCACAAAGCAGAAAAGGAUUUUGUGAGGGGUGAUGAAGUGUUAAAGAAAAAGUAAACUCCAGGUGGGAAUAUUAACAAUAUUAGGAAAAAAUAGUUUGCUACUCACUGUAAAGGUGUCAUGUUGAGUUGCAGGCAGGCACAAUGUAAAGAAUGUUACACAUUUAGUUUUUAGCCAAAGCCUUCUCCAGAGAACAAAACACGAACAGAUUAAUACUAGCAAGCACACAUGACCAAUAUCUCCCGCUGCAGAUAGUGGACAUGUGUGCAGGGAGUGUGCUUGUGUGUGUAAAUCUGUUUGUGUUUUCUUUUCUGAAGAAGGCUUUGGCCAAAAGCUAAAUGUGUAACAGUCUUUACAUUGUGCCUGUACAGUGAAUAGCAAACUAUCCUUUUCCUAAUAUUGUUAAUGCACA
Messenger RNA from Schistocerca nitens (vagrant locust), 2763 nucleotides. RefSeq lists its product as uncharacterized. The record is from RefSeq and is a predicted model, not a curated record. NCBI's taxonomy places the organism in Eukaryota, Metazoa, Arthropoda, Insecta, Orthoptera, Acrididae. The coding region runs from base 1327 to 2379 and encodes 350 amino acids. The transcript has 3 exons.